AAUAGCUUUGGGGGUGGUUUUCUUUAUCUUUUCAACCUUCACAUAAAUCUAUUUUUCCAUAGUUUGGGCAGAAGAUGAGCUUCAAAGAGUUCUGUGCAGAAAGGAAGAGCUGGGAAUGCCAUUUGGGAUGGGGAUACAGCUGCCCAAUCUCCACUCAUCAUUCACAGAUGAAUAGAAUAGGAAUAGAAUAGAAUAACAGAGUUGGAAGGGACCUUGGAGGUUUUCUGGUCCAAUCCCCUGCUCAGCAGGAGACCUUCUCCCAUUUCAGACAAAUGGUUGUCCAGUGUCUUCUUAAAAAAUCCCAGUGUUGGAGAACUCACAAUUACUAGAGGCAAAUUGUUCCCCUACUUAAUUAUUCUCUGUCAGGAAAUUUCUCCUUAGUUCUAGGUUGCUUCUCUCCUUGAUUAGUUUCCAUCAGUUACUUCUUGUCCUGCUUUCAGGUGCUUUGGAGAAUAGGUUGAACCCCUCUUUUUUGUGAUAGGAAAUUUAAUUGCUUCUUUUUAUAUCUUUUCAGGAGGAAGGACUCCCCAAGGGUAAAGCAGAGUUACCUCAAAACCUGUGGCCCUUUUCUCCCCUCAGCAUUGUCAGUGAUACAUCUUCUGACAAUCUUUGCCUCUCAAACCCCUUCAGGAUUCCUGUUUCUUCCGAGGGGGUGUGAGUUCUCCUUCCUGCCCCCCAACUUCUAGCGUCACCCUUCGAAUGAAGCUUCGGAUCCUACCCGCCUCCCCUCCGUCUCCUUUGAGCGGGUGGAAAGCCGCUCGGUCUGAGGGAACUGCGGGAAGCCCAGGUCCCUCAGCCAAAAGUAGAAAUGAGCCAGGAUGAAAAAACUAAGGGGAAAAACUCCCAAUAAUUGGGGAGGAGGUGGUGGAAACGGACGGACGGACGACUCCAGCAGCCUAACAACCGCAGACCUCUCUGUCGCGCCUCCCUCACGGACGGAAUCCGCCGCUCGAUCUGAGGGAAGCGCAGACACCGCGUCAAAAAACAACUUCGCGUGAGCAACGGACAGUAGUCUCCACAGCAACCGCAGCCGCCUUCAACCACGCUGCUCUCCCAUUGGCCAACGUUCUUCCCCACGGGCCAAUCGCGGCGCCGCCGCGGAAGGCACGCGCCUUCGCGAAGAAGUGGUCCGCCGACCGAUCGUGGGGCUGGCCGGGUCGGCUGCCUCUCCUUGGUGUGGGCGGAGCCGGAAGCAGGAGCUCCUCUCUCAGAGCUUUUGAGCGGGCGACUGCCGCUGGUUGGGAAUAAGAAGCAACUUCAUCCUCUGAAGGUUUUUCUUACACAAGAGACAAAAAGAAUAGAGCAGCAAAGAUGAAUGAAUGACACUUAAAUUUCUCAUCGGAGUUAUUAUGACAUUCCAGUUCCGUGAACGAAAGAAGCUUUGAAGACUUUCACUCAUUGGAGGGUGCAGUUGAGCUCAGAGGGAACAUGAACCCAGGAAAACCGUCUUGGGAAGGACUGGCACUUUGUGAUCCUCUUCAGGAGAGCAGUGCAAUAGACCAAAAAAAGGCAGGACAGAGGAUUCAGAGUGAAAAAACAAUUACUUUCUGCGCAAAGAGACAACCCUUCAGGGAGCUCCGCUAUCAGGAAGCUGAGGGUCCCCGAGGAAUCUGCAGCCACCUCCACCAUCUUUGCAAUCAAUGGCUGAACCCAGAAAAACAUACAAAAGCCCAGAUGCUGGAUUUAGUAGUCCUGGAGCAGUUCCUGGCCAUUCUGCCACUGGAGAUGGAGAAUUGGGUGCGGGAAUGUGGAGCCGAGACCAGUCCCCAGGCAGUGGCUCUGGCUGAAGGCUUCCUCCUGAGUCAGACAGGGGAGAAAGAGCAAGGAGAGUUGCCGAUAGAGAUGUCCAUUCAGAAUUUGAUGGCUGAGCAUCCUAAGGCAAGAAGGGCAGAGAACAGAGAACAGUUGGUGGUAAGAGAAACAUCUCUUUCCAAUGAAGCAAAAGCAAACGUUGGGUUUACAGCACAGGGUUCCGUAUCCUUUGAGGAGUUGUCAAUUUACUUCACCGAGGAGGAGUGGGGUUUGCUAGAUUGUGAUCAGAAAGCUCUGCAUGGAGAGGUCAUGCUGGAGAUGUCUAAGAAUGUGGCUUCUCUGGCAGGCAGUAAACAGAAGAAUGAGAUUUAUCAGGAAUCAGAAGAGACACCAAUACAGAUUCUAAAAGUUGAAGUGGAAGAAGAGAAUCAAUGGCAACCAAAAAGUGAAGACGGAGUCCAGCUGAAUGAUCAAAGGGGGGAAAAUCCUCCUUUAUCUCUGAAAAUCUAUGAUUUGCUGGCCCAAGAAAAUCUUAAUAGAGAAGGGAUGGAACAGUAUUCAGGCUGUGAUGAAGUAUUUGAAGAACAAUCAAUCUUCAGUAACCCAUGUGGAUGGAGACAGAAAGGGAACAGGUAUAAUCAGAACUGCACUCCUCAUUGGAGAGAUGAGAUGGGGGGAAAAACUUUUGAAUGUAAGGACUAUGAAAACAAAUUGAAUUACUCCAGUAACCUUAUUUCUCAUCCAAGGAAACACACGGGUGAGAAUCCAUAUAAAUGUAUAGUGUGUGGAAAGAGCUUCACAAGGAACGAUAAACUUACCACCCAUAUAAGAAUUCAUACAGGGGAAAAACCAUAUAAAUGCACAGAGUGUGGAAAGAGCUUCACGAGGAACGACAUACUUAUUUCCCAUAAAAGGAUCCACACGAAAGAGAAACCAUACAAAUGCAUGGAAUGUGGAAAGAGUUACAGUCACUCCAAAAGCCUUAUAUCUCAUGAAAUUAUACACAAAGGGGAAAAACCAUAUAAAUGCAUGGAAUGUGGAAAGAGUUUUAGCCAGUGCAGUAGCCUUAUCUAUCAUAAAAGGAUCCACACAGGGGAGAAGCCGUACCAGUGUAUGGAGUGUGGAAAAAGUUUCACAAGGAAUGAUACAUUGAUUUCCCAUAGACGAAUUCACACAGGGGAGAAGCCAUUUAAAUGCUUAGAAUGUGGAAAGAGCUACAGUCACUCCAGAAGCCUUAUUUCUCAUGAAACAAUCCACAAAAGGGAGAAACCCUAUCAGUGCUUGGAAUGUGGAAAGAGCUUCAGCCGAUGCAAUAGCCUUACCUCUCACAAAAGGAUCCACACAGGAGAGAAACCGUAUAAAUGCAUGGAAUGUGGAAAAAGCUUCAAUCACUCCAGUAACCUUAGAACCCACAAAAGUAUUCACAGAGGAGAAAAACCACAUAAAUGCCUGGAGUGUGGAAAGAGCUUCACAAGGAGCACAGAUCUUACCUCCCAUAAAAGGAUCCACACGGGAGAGAAACCCUAUAAGUGUAUGGAAUGUGGAAAGAGCUUCACUCAUUCCAAUACCCUUACUUCUCAUAAAACCAUCCACACUGGGGAGAAGUCAUAUAAAUGUACCGAGUGUGGAAAGAGCUUCAGUACAAACAGUUCUUUAACAUCCCACAAAAGGAUCCAUACAGGGGAGAAACCAUAUAAAUGCAUGGACUGUGGAAAGAGUUUCAGAACAAGCAGUUAUCUUACUUACCACAAAAGAAUUCACACGGGGGAAAAACCCUACCAAUGCCUAGAGUGUGGGAAAAGGUUUAAUCAUCCCAGCACCCUUGCUUCCCAUAAAACAAUCCACACAAGGGAGAAACAAUAUAAAUGCCUAGAAUGUGGAAUGUGUUUUACACAGAGUUGUCACCUUACUUCCCACAAGAGAGCCACAAUGGGAUUUAACUAUAUAAAUGCUUAAAAUGGGGUGAGACCUUUCAUCUUCGUCACUUGCAUGGAAAAAACAAGUGCUUCAAUGAGAAUAUUCUUGUUACUUGAUCUUAAAGAUAGAUGACCACAUAAGUUAGAAAGAGAAAUAUUCCUCCCCUGAGGUUACAGAUAGUCCUUGACUUACAAUGGUUCAUUUAAUAACCGUAUGAAGUUACAAUGGUACUGAAUAGGGGGAUUUAUGUCCGUUUUUCAGAUCACUGUUGCAGCAUCCCCAUGGUCAUUUGGAUGCUUGGCAGCUAGUUGAUACUUAUGAUGGUUAUGAUGAUACUUAUGAUACUUAUGAUGGUUGCAGUGACCGAAGAUCACAUGAUCAGCUUUUGCAAACUUUUGACAAGCCGUCAAUAGGGAAGCCAUGUUCAUUUAACAACCAUGUUACUAGCUUAACAACUGGAAUGAUUCAUUUAAACUCUGCCAAAAAAAGUUUUAAAAUGGAGCAGAACUUUGCUUAAUAAUUGUCUCACUUAGCAAUAUAAAUGUUGGUCGUAAGUUGAAAACUACAUGUAUAUGGUCCUUGAUGAUAAGCAGUAUUCAACCAUUCAGACUCUAGGUCCGGGGUUGGGGGAAAUCUACAUUUGAAUUUCUUUCUCUUAUCAAUGUAAGUCUACACUAUAUAUUUAUUCUCUUGUAUUUUUAAUAAUUUUCCUUGCAAUGUUAGGGCUGAUGAUCAACCCUAUCAGAGGCCUUGGGAGCUAUACCCAGAUUUCCCAAGUGUCCACUAAGGUGGUAAUUAUGCAGUUUGAGCUUUCUUUUUUUAUAUAUAUAAAUUUUUUUUAUUACAUAGACAACACAUACACACAACAAUAAAAC
Molecule: messenger RNA, 4544 nt
Organism: Thamnophis sirtalis
Lineage: Eukaryota; Metazoa; Chordata; Lepidosauria; Squamata; Natricidae
Source: RefSeq, a predicted model, not a curated record